AUGUUAUUUCAAGUCGUGUACCGAUUUGCUUUCGUCUUGUUCUUGGCAAAGAGCACAAAAGAAGGAUCCGAACAUGGCGUUUUCUUCCAAAUCAAAGAAAACAGCUUUUUCGGUUUCAGUGAGGAAAGUCUCGUUUGGUCUGGCAAAACUGACUCUUUGCUUUCCUGUUCUGCUUUGUGUGGGCGGGAAACUUCUUGCAGAAGAGCAAACUUUCUAGAAAACCAAAGACUUUGUCACCUUCUUCGCGGCGAAAUGCAAACAAGUUCAGCAGCUGGGCAUCUUUACCAGCGAGCUGGUUCUAUAUAUUUAACAAAGGUUGACCUACCAAAAAAAUCCGGCUCAUCCCAAGGUCAAACCACUCCUUUGCACUCUGGUUCAACCCGGCAUUCAAUAGGAAACUCGUGCCAGACCCUCCUCAGGAAAUAUCCCACUUCCCCUUCGGGUGUUUAUUGGAUUAAUCCAAGUGGUGGAUCUCAGGCCAAUCUUUUCAAGGCUUACUGUGACAUGGAGACUGAUGGAGGAGGUUGGACUCUUGUAUGGAGUUAUUCCUUCACUAACUACAGUCAUUUUAGGCGUAAAUCAAAUGCGAUCACUCCGAGGCCAAAUUGGCCGGUGAGAUCUCAAACGGAUGUUCCUAUCUCCACAACUCCUCCAUUAAAUGAAACAGACUACAACGCCAUGAACUUUUCACUCUGGAGGCAACUCGGCAGACAGGUCCUCAUCAAAAGCAACAUAAACAAUUGGCUGGUGUGUGAUCCGGGAAGUGGCAGCUUGGUUGAUUGGCAGGAAGGUGACGUCAACUGUACGAUAAUUAAACAGGUGCCGGAUGAUCCGAGUAACACGUUGGUUCCUUCCCUUUUUUUUCCAAACAAGUCGCCCCAAAGCUAUGGACCACUGUUCUCCAUGAGUGGGCCGUGGAACACCGUGUACUACUAUUUUGAUGGCUCAACCAUGAACCAUUUUCCUACCCAUGAUCGUUCCGGAACAAAUUCGCCCAACCAAAUGAGAAAUGUUGUAACUCCACAUGGUAAUAUUCUUAUUCGAGGCUUAUAG
This is a messenger RNA of Pocillopora verrucosa, 1053 nucleotides long. The record is from RefSeq and is a predicted model, not a curated record. Lineage: Eukaryota; Metazoa; Cnidaria; Anthozoa; Scleractinia; Pocilloporidae.